Medicago truncatula (barrel medic) is the source of this 1375-nucleotide messenger RNA. RefSeq names its product mitochondrial adenine nucleotide transporter ADNT1. Gene Ontology annotation, biological process: transmembrane transport. The coding region runs from base 208 to 1248 and encodes 346 amino acids. The transcript has 8 exons. The record is from RefSeq and is a predicted model, not a curated record. NCBI's taxonomy places the organism in Eukaryota, Viridiplantae, Streptophyta, Magnoliopsida, Fabales, Fabaceae.
GAGAUUACACGUUUAUGACAAAGCAUAUAUACGCGGGCGGGCGUAUAUAAUAGUUCCUUUUUGAUUUGGUUUGAAAGGAAAUGAAUUAUUCCUGAAACAGGAAUACUUUCCUUCCUAUUAAUUUCUGUUAUAUCAUAUUGUUUACUUCCCUCUUCUCUUAUAAACCGUUGAAUUUGCGAGGUUCCAUUCCAUUCCAUUCAAGCUUCAAUGGCGUCUCAAGAUUCGGCUGGAAAGACAAAUGAUCAGUCUAAAGUCUCCGCAAUCUCCGGUGAAGGUGCCAAACCUCCUAAUCAUGCUUUUCUUACUAUCUGCAAAUCUCUUGUCGCAGGUGGAGUCGCUGGUGGAGUUUCACGGACAGCUGUGGCUCCUCUAGAGAGAUUGAAGAUUCUGCUGCAGGUUCAAAAUCGUCACAAUGUAAAAUACAACGGAACUGUUCAGGGAUUAAAAUAUAUAUGGAAAACUGAGGGUUUUAGGGGAAUGUUUAAAGGAAACGGAACCAAUUGUGCUCGUAUUAUCCCAAAUUCAGCAGUGAAGUUCUUUAGCUAUGAGCAAGCAUCUAAUGGUAUUCUAAGUCUCUAUCGGUUGCAAACUGGAAAUGAAGAAGCUCACCUCACUCCUCUUCUGCGCCUUGGAGCUGGGGCAUGUGCAGGAAUCAUUGCAAUGUCUGCAACUUACCCAAUGGACCUGGUGCGAGGACGCCUAACUGUACAGACAGAAGCAUCUCCUCAUCAAUACAGAGGAAUUUUUAAUGCUCUUUCAACUGUCUUCCGGGAAGAGGGCGCUAGAGCAUUGUAUAAAGGAUGGUUGCCUUCAGUCAUAGGAGUUAUACCGUACGUGGGUCUAAAUUUUUCUGUAUAUGAAUCUCUAAAAGACUGGUUGAUUCAAACAAAACCACUUGGAAUUGCUCAAGACUCAGAGCUAAGUGUGACCACAAGGCUUGCAUGUGGGGCUGCUGCUGGAACUAUUGGCCAGACAGUGGCAUACCCCCUUGAUGUUAUUCGCAGAAGAAUGCAGAUGGGGGGCUGGAAAGGCGCUGCUUCCGUUGUCACUGGUGAUGGGAAGGGUAAUCUUGAGUAUACUGGCAUGGUUGAUGCAUUCCGUAAAACUGUUAAGUAUGAGGGAUUUGGAGCUUUAUACAAGGGCUUAGUACCCAAUUCAGUCAAGGUGGUCCCUUCCAUAGCCAUUGCCUUCGUGACAUACGAGAUGGUCAAGGAUGUUCUAGGAGUUGAAAUGAGAAUAUCUGACUGAAGAAUUAGCAAUUGUAUGAUCCUUAAGAUUUGACAUGUGAUUUUUUUAUAUAAAAUUGUAAAAUGCUAGUAUUUAUCAUUUUUUGUUAGAAAAAAAUAUGCAUAUAGGAAACAGCAACGAUAAUAUU